AUGGGUUCUGAGGCUGUUGAGUCGGGAGUCCGCGGCGAGACCCAACUAGGGCGUUGUCGCGGCAACGGUGACGAAAGUGGUUUAGCGGGUUUGGCUCGGUCCUUUGUUCGUUUCCCCGACUUUGUCGCCUCGGCCUUCAGGCAUCUACAAAUUAUCCGCGGCGCAUCGGAACUUGGUCUUCAACUCGACCUGGCUUGGUCUCAGACUCAAUCUCACUACAAGCAUAUCGUCACAACCAUGGCCUCACACAGCAUGAAUACUACACGCCUCCUCCUCCGACUCCGACCGAACACACCCUCAAAUCCCACAUCCACCCUCCUCCCACGAUCACCACAACUCCCCCUCCCCCGAGCAAGGACAGCCGCAUACAGCACACGCCUAACAACCGAACACCUGCCGAGAAUCGCACAGCCGUCUCUGUGGAACUCGUUGAUCCCAAAGUCCUUCCGGAACCGCACCGCAUCAUCACCAGCCUCCUCCGAAACCUCAAAAGAAUGGAACCCGGCCUCAUUCUACAUCAUAAUCUUCAUCCUGAUCGGGUCGCAAGCAAUUCGGAUGAUCAUGCUCAGAAACGAUUAUAACGCCUAUACGCGAAGUACGGAUGCGAAGAUCAGACUGCUGAAGGAGGUUAUUGGGAAGGUGCAGAGGGGUGAGGAUGUCGAUGUUGAGAAACUGCUUGGCACCGGGGAUCAGAGCGUUGAGAGGGAGUGGGAUGAAGUGCUCAGAGAAAUUGAGCGCGAAGACUCGCUCUGGCACCAGAAGCAGAAGCGUGCUGCGGAGGAGCAGACGAAGGCAGAAGCAGAAGCAGCGGCUCAGGAACAGACAAAUCAGGAUCCAGUGGCACCCGCGGUAGACGAGACAGACCAGUCGACGGCGAAAGACAACGCGACGAAACGGAAAGUCAGCUUCUUCUAA
This is a messenger RNA of Aspergillus mulundensis, 915 nucleotides long. Its product is annotated as DUF5321 domain-containing protein. The record is from RefSeq and is a predicted model, not a curated record. The transcript is spliced from 3 exons. Lineage: Eukaryota; Fungi; Ascomycota; Eurotiomycetes; Eurotiales; Aspergillaceae. Bases 1 to 915 code for a protein of 304 amino acids.